GAUACUAGUACUAGUUACAAGAAUGAAAUCUAAGUUGUUAGAAAGGGAAAAGAAAAUUUCAAAAAUCUUUAAACAGUAAAUUUCGUGCACACUGUCCUUUUCCCUCUCCCCAUAAUCAUGGCCAACACUCUUUAAAAAGAGCUACCUCCUCUUCCCAUGACUAUCCGUUCCAUUCUCAACUUCCUUCACUUGUCUCAUCCAAAAAAAUAAAAAAUGUCUUCUUCUUCUUCCACACCAAUAUCAUCAGAUAAUAAUAACCAAUUACCAUUUGGCAUGUUCGAACCAAUUCGCACACCAACAGGCUAUUCUUGGUUACAACGUAACACAGCCAUAUGCCAAUCUAGUGAGAAGCGAGGCCGCCGUAAGCAGGCCGAGCCUGGGCGAUUCCUUGGGGUGAGACGGAGGCCGUGGGGUCGUUAUGCGGCUGAAAUCCGUGACCCCACGACGAAAGAAAGGCAUUGGCUUGGGACGUUUGACACGGCUCAAGAAGCUGCUCUGGCUUAUGAUAGAGCUGCACUUUCUAUGAAAGGCACUCAAGCUAGAACCAAUUUUAUCUACACCUCUGAUAGUGCUAAUACUAAUUUCCCUUCACUUAUUUCUCCUUUUGAUCAUGUCCAAAACAUGUUGCAGCCUAAUUUAUCACACUUCAACUUCAAUACUACUCAAAGUAACAACAACAUCAUCAAGAACAAGAAUAUCGUCAUGACCACGGCCACCACCACCACUACUACCACUUCUGAUCAUAGUAAUGAGUCAUCUUCAUAUGGCUCUUCACCUAAUGAGAACAACAGCUUCUUUGUUAAUAAUAAUAAUAAUAAUAAUUCAGGUUACUUAUUAGAUUGCAUAGUUCCUGAUAGCUGCUUGAAACCACCACCACCACCUUCUUCUACUCCUCGGAGUAAAAUGAUCAGAACUCUCCAAGAAAACAAUGAUAAUCAUCAAAACAUAACUACCUUCUAUGGUGCAAAUGCUAUGGACCCUGAGAAAUUUUCAUUUAACAAAUAUGGAUAUUUGGAUGAAGAAAAGUACAUGUCGUCAACAUGGGAAAGUUCUUGUGAGUUAUCAGCCAUGAUGACGAACAACAAUAUUGGCAACAUGAACCAAAUGCUGGAUGACGUGGGGAAUUGCUAUUAUCCAAACAUGGAGAAUGCAGUUUUUGAUAACAGCAAUAUUAAUAAUGAUGAGCUGAUGAUGAUGCCUACUGAAACUCCUACUACUACUUCCUCUUCUGUCUAUCAACCUUUUGGUGAUGUUGAAUUUGGAUACACUACUCUCUUUUGAUAUAUUUAAUUUCCACUGUAAUACUAUCUAUGUACUUUUUUGC
Messenger RNA from Capsicum annuum, 1324 nucleotides. RefSeq names its product ethylene-responsive transcription factor ERF086. The coding region runs from base 214 to 1281 and encodes 355 amino acids. Gene Ontology annotation, biological process: regulation of DNA-templated transcription. The record is from RefSeq and is a predicted model, not a curated record. Lineage: Eukaryota; Viridiplantae; Streptophyta; Magnoliopsida; Solanales; Solanaceae. The transcript has a single exon. Gene Ontology annotation, molecular function: DNA binding; DNA-binding transcription factor activity.